UAUAAGACUCUUAUAAAUGCUCUUAAGGAACUCGGCUUUACCUAUUAUCUAUAUAAUAACGCAGUGUUUAAGAAAGGUUUAAUGUUUAUCUUAGUUUACGUCAAUAACCUGCUUAUUACUAGGCUAGAUCUCGAGUUAAUUGAAGACGUUAAGCAAUUACUUAAACAACGCUUUAAAGUAAAGGAUAUAGGUAAAUACUAG
Molecule: messenger RNA, 201 nt
Organism: Sphaerulina musiva SO2202
Lineage: Eukaryota; Fungi; Ascomycota; Dothideomycetes; Mycosphaerellales; Mycosphaerellaceae
Exons: 1
Source: RefSeq, a predicted model, not a curated record